CCCGCCCGCCCGCCCGCCGCGCCGGGCUUCCCACGGCGCGCGCCCCGUGCCUUCCGCCCUGUCUCCUCGCUGCCCAGCUCAGUGCAGGCCUUGGCGGACAUGGCGCUUGUUCCUUGCCAAGUGCUGCGGGUGGCGAUUCUGCUGUCCUACUGCUCUAUCCUGUGCAACUACAAGGCUAUCGAAAUGCCCUCUCAUCAGACCUACGGAGGGAGCUGGAAAUUCCUGACGUUCAUUGAUCUGGUCAUCCAGGCUGUCUUUUUUGGCAUCUGUGUGUUGACUGAUCUUUCCAGUCUUCUGACUAGAGGAAGUGGCAACCAGGAACAAGAGCGGCAACUCAAGAAGCUCAUCUCUCUCCGGGACUGGAUGUUAGCCGUAUUGGCCUUUCCUGUUGGGGUUUUCGUUGUAGCUGUGUUCUGGAUCAUUUAUGCCUAUGACAGAGAGAUGAUUUACCCGAAGUUGCUUGAUAAUUUUAUCCCAGGGUGGCUGAAUCAUGGAAUGCACACAACGGUUUUGCCCUUUAUAUUGAUCGAGAUGAGGACAUCACACCAUGCGUAUCCCAGCAGGAGCAGCGGACUCGCCGCCAUAUGUACCUUCUCUGUUGGCUAUAUAUUAUGGGUGUGUUGGGUGCAUCAUAUAACUGGGAUGUGGGUGUACCCUUUCUUGGAACACAUUGGCCCGGGAGCCAGAAUCAUCUUCUUUGGGUCUACAACCAUCUUAAUGAACUUUUUGUACCUGCUGGGCGAAGUCCUGAACAGCUAUAUCUGGGACACACAGAGAAAGCCUCCAUCUUGGCAAGGUAUGGAAGAAGAGAAAGAGAAGCCUAAAUUGGAAUGAGAUCUAAGUCUACAUGGAAGAGCUGGAUGGAGCCGCCAUUGAAGACUCAUCCCCCCGAGGCAUUGGCAGUGCAGGAAAGGAAGCUUCAAAGAAAGCAGCAGAAUGCGCCUCCACUUCCCAGCCCCAGAGGACACCUUUUAGAGUGAAAUAGAUAUAAGAAUAGAAUCCAGCUGUUUCUAAAAUAACUCGCCCUCCGUUGUGUUUGAAAAAACUCUUUCCAAAUUCAUGAUUGAUAAUAACAGCGCUCUUUUUUCCUCUUCUAAUUAUUAAAACUAAAAUUGACCAUUGGAUUUUAAUAUGUGCAAUUGUAGUACCACUAAGAAUAAAAUUUUAUUGUGUUCUUAUUGAUAAAUUGGUGAAAAUCAAAGGGGCAGAUGUGGAGCAAGGCAUCCCUGCAUUUGUUCUACAGGUGGCUAGGAUAAUGAACCUGGGCCACAGUGGAAGUCUGGAGGAAAUGUGAUGGAUGGUCCCUAUUGCAAUAAUGUCACAGUUGCCUCAAACAGACAAUGUUAGUAAUAAGUACUUCGAUUUAGUCAAAACCCUGAAUGUUUUUGGAUCUCAUGAUUUGUGAAACUUUUCGUAAAUGCAAAGUAUAACUUUAAUAAAGACCAAGCAACCCCUAGUCUGCUAUCUGCAUGGUACAUCCCAAACCCUAAAAACGCAGGUGUCUCCUUUCUUACUUUGUUUCUAUUACCUAUUGAAAAAUGGGUUUACUGAACCUGGUUCUUACAAUUUGCUGAUUUUAAAAAUGUGUAUCUUUUUGAUAAAUCCAACACAAUUUUUUUGAAAAAAGCUAAUUUACGACGUGUUUGACCAUAAUUAUUUUUAAAUAAUACCAAUGCAGAAUAUGUAGUAGAAAACACAUAAAAAUAAAUCUUAGUGAAAUAUGAGGAAGGAACUACUAAAAAUAAAAGCAGAAAUGAUGUAAGGUAACAGAAAAAUUACAGUGGAAUUGAUUAGGUAUAGUAUCUCAUCUACGCAAAUAACGUUAAAAUAUGCAAAAUGCUGAUAUGUUAACUGAAAAGAAAGAGAAAGAGAAACACAGAAGCACAGAUGUGAAGCAAAUUUUUAACUAUAAAAAUGUAUACUUCUAUGGCAACAAAUGCUUAGAAACCAAUGAAAUGUGCAAUUUUCAAGGAAAAAAGGAGUAAGAAUUAGAAAGCUAGAAUGAACUGAUAUUCAUGGAAGAUAUUUUUUUAAUGUUCAACUGACUAUCUCCAAAAGAGGAGUUGGGUCCAGUAUUUUAUGAGCAAGUUCUUGAAAACUUGCAAGUAACAGUUCUCAUGUUAUUUAAAUCAUUCCAAAAUUACAGAAUGAUGAAACACUUCCCAAAUUAUUUUUCAAAACUAAUAAACCUCAAAACAAAGUCAACAUAACAAAGAAAAAAAUGUUUCACUUGCUUUAACGAAAAUACUAGCAACAUAAAUCCAACACUACCCAAAUAAUUUCUUAAAAUUAAAUAAGAUUUAUCUAAAAAUUCAAGGAUGGCUUAAUACUAGAAUUUUUAUUUAAAAUGUCUCAAUGCACAAAAGAAAAAAUCAUUUUUUUCUCUCCAGAGUUGAUCUAAGGCACUUGAAGAAUUUUAACGUUUAUUUCUGAUAAUACCACUAGUGAUAUAAAAAUAUCCCAUAUCAUGAGAAGGACUAGUCAUCUCAAAAACCAGAGGCAUUUCCUCUUAAGGUCAUAAAUAAGUUGUCCAUGACACAGCUAUCGUUGUUGUCCUGAGCUAUUUUGGAAUGUUAGAUCUGGCAUCCAAUAAGUUAUAUUUUAACCUGGAGAGAAAAAGUUUUAUGUUCAAAAAAGUAUUAUGUAACUAUAGAAUUGAUGUCAUUAAUGGGGGGAAAAUUAAAUGUGGUUAAAAAAAAAGAAAAAAAA
Molecule: messenger RNA, 2709 nt
Organism: Rhinolophus ferrumequinum (greater horseshoe bat)
Lineage: Eukaryota; Metazoa; Chordata; Mammalia; Chiroptera; Rhinolophidae
Gene: AIG1
Product: androgen induced 1
Exons: 7
Coding region: 100-834 (244 amino acids)
Cellular component (GO): membrane; endomembrane system
Source: RefSeq, a predicted model, not a curated record